Messenger RNA from Limanda limanda (common dab), 2007 nucleotides. RefSeq names its product neuronal tyrosine-phosphorylated phosphoinositide-3-kinase adaptor 2a (gene nyap2a). The transcript is spliced from 6 exons. Gene Ontology annotation, biological process: phosphatidylinositol 3-kinase/protein kinase B signal transduction; neuron projection morphogenesis. Bases 1 to 2007 code for a protein of 668 amino acids. NCBI's taxonomy places the organism in Eukaryota, Metazoa, Chordata, Actinopteri, Pleuronectiformes, Pleuronectidae. The record is from RefSeq and is a predicted model, not a curated record.
AUGACAUCUCAGCAGGAGGUGCCUUCCAUCACCAGGUUUUUCCAGUAUGUGGAGGACUGUGGACUUCGAACCUACGAUGGUUUGGUGAUACAAAAUGCCUCGGACAUUGCCAGAGAAAGUGACCGUAUUCGUAAUCAGACCAACUGGACCUAUCUGCAGGAAAAACACCAAAAGAAGAGAUGGCAGCAAGAAACCAUCAAGAGGAUUGGGGAAGAUGUUGCGAUGGCAACAGACGUGUCAUACUCAGGACGACAUUACAGGAUGGGUUUCAUGACUUUGCCAGCACCACAAGACCGAUUACCCCCUCCAAGUCAGGGCUUCACAGUCCGAUCCCAGUCCCUCCACUCUGUGGGCGGAGGAGAGGACGAGUCCAACCACAACCGAAAACAACCCCCACCCAAACCGAGGAGAGACCCCAACACCAAACUGAGCAGCAGCUCUGAGAUGGUGAAUGGAGGCUCUGGACUCAUCAGGAGAGAUCAACAAGAGACCAAAGAGAUGAUGGAGCAGCUGGAGGCUCAAUGCCCUGUCUACACUGAUGACUUCAAGAAGAUGCCUCCACCUAAACCUAAGAGGAACCCAAACACUCAACUCAGCACCUCCUUUGACGAGUCCUACAUCCAUAACCACGGCAAAAAGAAGUCUUCUUUGAGGUGGUGUGAAUCUUCAUCCCAGAGUCAGAGUCCAGUAUCAAGGGACAUGGACGACGACGAGCCAGUUUAUAUUGAGAUGGUGGGAAACAUCCUUGGCGAGUUGAAAGGUCAGGAAGUGGUGGAGGAUGAUCAGAGUGAGUCUGUAUAUGAGGAGAUGAAAUAUCCGAUGUUGGAGGAUUUUGUGCAGGACACUCCCUCUGUCAUCAUGGAUCCUGAUGCCUGGUCCCAUGAAUCUUUCUGCGACAUCCCUCCACCCUUCCCGAAUCUCCUGACACAUCGUCCACCCUUGCUCGUCUUCCCCCCUGCCCCAGCUCAGUGCUCCCCCAACUCUGAUGAGUCUCCCCUUACACCAUUAGAUGUUACCCGGCUUCCCAUGAUAGAACCAGUCUCCUACAGCAAAUCAAGUGGUCCUGAAUCCCCUCAGAAAUCAAGCCACCACCGCAAAGACAGAGAUCGAGACAGAGACCUCUCCUCCAACCACACCAUCACAUCCUCUGGCCGAUCAUCAGCUCCUCCUCUCCCGUCAAACUUCUACAAGUCAUCCGGCUCAGCCCAAGAUGGUCAUGGUUACCCCCGUAGCCAAUCAGCAUGUCCAUCUCCGGUCAGCAUGGGUCGCUCUUUGACCCCUCUGAGCCUGAAGAGGCCACCGCCAUAUGACACAUUGAUAACUGGCGGAAGUAUACCUCGCUCUUCAUCUUCAUCAUCCUCACACAAAGCAGGGGGAAGCAGAUCUAAACUUAGUAACUCCUCCUCCAGCCAUGGUUCCAUGCAGAAUGUUUCAAUAAGGACUCCAACAAGCCCAUCGGACGAACUUAACAAUGUGUUUACGUCAGGUCGACAGGUGGUGAAGAGAAGUUCAGGAAGCAGGAGGAGCAGAGAGGGUGAAGAAUACAGGUCUCUGCCUCGAUGUGACAGUAAAGACAAAGAGCGACCAUCCAGUCCACAUUCGAGCAGGAUGGGCAGGUCGUCUGUCAGCCCCACCAUGAUGCUGUCUGGAGGCGGAGUCGGAGGAGAAUCAAAGUCUGUUUGUAAACUGGGCCGUUCAGCCUCGACGUCGGGAGUUCCUUCACCUGGAACGACACUACAACGUCACCUGCACGAAGCGCAUCACCCUGCCCUUAGACAGAUGCCGUGGCUCUGCGGCGACGCCACCAUGAUGGAGAUGAUCGAAAAGAAACAGGUUCUGUGUCGAGAGAUUAAAGCUCGUCAGCGGCCCGAGAAAAAUCUGUGUAAACAAGAUAGUAUGCCCAUCCUGCCCAGCUGGAAGAAGAAACACCCACCGCCAUAUUCAGCCCCUGCCGCUGUUACCACCGCUGGACAGACCAGCACCGUAUUUUGGGACACCGCCAUUUGA